AUGAACCUUGCGAAAAACAAGUGCGCCCUUGCGAACAUGUUCCGGGGAAACGUCAAAUCCGUCGAGCUCUACCUCGACAAGCGACGGAGCUUUGGCGGCCUGAUGUACCCGAAGGACCGAACAAAGUUUCAUUCGUCUUUAGCCGCUCUCACCAAGACUCUGUCCCAGUUGCGCCAGCUGCAAAAUCUAAGCAUUCGAGACAUAGGAGUACAUUCCUACAAUUCCUAUUCGGCGUUCCUCAAUAUACGGAACCAAGAUGUCAUGUCGCGGUGGGCGACCGGGGGGUUCGUCCGGGGCAACCUGGCCCGUGUGUUUUCGGCCAGCGAUCUGACUAUCACGAACUUAUGCCUGGACGUCGUUGGGGAGUAUGCGCGGAAUGGCUGCUCAAUGCAGCCGAGCGGCCACUUCUGCCGCUCGGUCGGCAUUUUACUCGGCAGCAUUCCGACGCUGAAGAAGUUCCACUGCCGCACUGCGUUCGUCUGCAAAUGCCUUCUCGACACGCCCGAGAGAAAAUCCAACCAGCCACCCCUUGCACUCGAGGAGGUGCUGGUCAGCCUAUGCUUUGUCGGCCCGCUAGGUGCUGGCCCGAAGCUCUACCACUCGCGCGGAUGCAGGUUCUCUGGGUAUCGCUCAAACGACACCUCGACGUUGAUUCGGCACAUGGGGGAACAGGCAACCAAACUUGCUGGCAAACUCCCUAACCUAAAAACUGUCAAGGUCCUGUCUUGGAAAGACACCGGCAAUAGUGAAGUUAGCUCUGGAACUGACGUUUAUGCAUUUGACGCGGUCACUGGGCGACGAACCCUAUGGACGAAAUCAGAAUCCUACAAGAAUUGGUCCUGGGACGAUCCCAGGGGCGAGCCUGACUUCUAG
Messenger RNA from Lasiosphaeria miniovina, 873 nucleotides. RefSeq lists its product as uncharacterized. The record is from RefSeq and is a predicted model, not a curated record. Bases 1 to 873 code for a protein of 290 amino acids. Lineage: Eukaryota; Fungi; Ascomycota; Sordariomycetes; Sordariales; Lasiosphaeriaceae. The transcript has a single exon.